Drosophila grimshawi is the source of this 2315-nucleotide messenger RNA. RefSeq names its product augmin complex subunit dgt5 (gene dgt5). The transcript is spliced from 4 exons. Bases 96 to 2225 code for a protein of 709 amino acids. Lineage: Eukaryota; Metazoa; Arthropoda; Insecta; Diptera; Drosophilidae. The record is from RefSeq and is a predicted model, not a curated record.
AUUGGCUGACUUGUAUGAGUGUGCGUGCGUAACUUUGACUGUGCGCGGCCGCGUCAUUUUAAAUACUUCUUAAUUGUUGUAAUAAAGUCAGAUUUAUGGCUUUUGGAGGACAGAUAGACGAAUUUCGCGCCUGGGCGACCGGCCUAUGUUGCUCGCCCAGCGAUCUGCCCAACGAGGACGCACUCAAAUCCAUAUUUAAGUCGCGCCAGCUGCCUCUGUUUGUGCAACUCCAGUCGCGCCUCCAUCCGCGCCAGCAUGUGCAGGAGGUGCGCGAGAAUCUACUCAUUGCACAGGUGACGCUGCACAAGGAUAAAGUGUUGGCUGUAUGUCAACGCAGUUUUCUGCCUCGCCCAAUGCAGAUCCAUUUGAAAAUGCUGGAACUGAAGAAGGAAAAGGAGCAGGCAGAACUGGGCCUGUCCGAGGCCAAGAAGGAGUUUGAUAACUUGGCCGCAACCAUAAAGUCGAAAAAUAUUCAAAUAAUCAGCGCAAAGCACAAAAAGCAAUUACACCAAUCACGAACCCAUGUGCUCCAACUAAAAUUGGACUCCCUUAACAAAACGUACGAGCAGGAGCUGGAAAACAAGGCUCAAAUCCUAGCCGCAAAGCCCGUCAGUCUGAAUAGGAAGAAUUUCAGCGAGAAACUGGCCAUGGAGCAGGCUCAAAAGGAGCUGGAAAACUUUUACAACAUCUGCAAUGCAGAAGGCAACAACACCCAUCAGCUGGCCGAGGCCAAACAGCGUCUGUGGUCGCAAAUGCGCCAAACAUUUGCCAAUACGCCCAAUGUGCUGCUCUUCAAUGCCAUUCUAAAGACCAAAGAGGAGCAACUGCAGCAUGUUAUGCAGCUGAAUAAAAGAACACCUACGCUGGAUGCAACAAAUAGUGUGGCGCUCUCUAAACCCCCAAUGAGUGCCUUCGAAGUUAAGCUGUUGAAGACCAGGGGCGAUCUAUUGGGUCUGGUGUCCAAGUAUGUAAGCGCCCGAGACGAGGUGUCGCAGCAAGAAGAGCGUUUCGCCUCGAUCUAUGACAGCUUUGUGGACGAUCUGCUGAAGAGUGUAGGCAACUUCAAUUACAAUAAUUGUACCGACGCGGACGACAGCAACAAUAUCGAAGAGAUCGUCUCCGACUUCAUGAUGCAGUAUAAUAAGCACAAUUUUAAUCAAGCACGCAAUGAUUUUCUCGCCGAACAGAUUGAGCAGCUGCGCGUGGAGCAGGAAGCGGGUGCCAAGCACCUCGAACAACAUGAGUUACUAUUGGGUUCCAUUAAGCAGAUGUACAGUGAAAUAAACACGUCCGUUAAUCGCAUACAGCACGAUAUGCUACAGUUGUCGCAAAUCAAAGAGAAAAUUCUCUAUUCCAAGAAUAUGCUGAAAAAUAUGCUGGACGAAAUGCAGGCUACGUCACAGCAUCAGAAUGCCAAAUCGCAUUUGCGCAGUACCAAACUGAAGGUCGGCAAUAUGUCGUUUUUGGGAAUGGAGAGCUUCAAUCCGGCGAAUGACAGCGUUCUUUCAAGCACCAAGCUGGACAUUGAUCCCAGCCUCAAUGACACCGUAAUGCGUCGCAGUUUCGACAAUACAACACUAAUGCCCAGUGGCCUCAACUCCACCGCUGUGAUGUCAACUGGCACAGGCUACACACAUCCCUGUCAUCUCAUGGAGCUGAACACAUUUGCCGAAGUCUCGUUCGAAAAGUUCUACUGCAUGCCGCGUGAAUGGUAUGCCUAUUUUUUUUUGGCUUUCUAUAUGCAUCUGGUAUCUAUAGUUAUGUUUGUAUCUAGUGCCUUUUUGCUGUCAGCCAAUCCGCUUAUCGUAGAGUCGCAGGAGCUGGCAUCCACUAUGCAACUGGCGCCGGGCUAUCUGCUAACACCCCAUGGCGCCCUGCAGGAAGUACGUAAACGAAUUUUGUGGGCGUCGGCAAUUGCCGCACACACGACUGAUUUGAAAUUGAAUUUGGAGCCGUUAAUUGUUGAUCCGCACGAUUUGAAGCUAAAGGCACGGCGACAACACGAGGAAAUCAUUCAGAUACUGCACAACAUUGAGGCAUUGGGCACCAAGACGCAACAUCAAUUGCAGCGGCUCAAGCGCAUCUUUCGUUUCAUUACUGAGAAUCCGCUUCGCAAAUAUGUGCCGCCCACAAAAUUGUUUAACAAUGCCAACUUUGCCGUCUACGAAUCGGAGUUUAAUCUGUAUUAUCGCAUCGCCACAGCCGGCGGAUCGAUUAAGGCGUAAAAUAGGUUCUAAACAAGCAGUAAUAAUAAUAACGUCAUUGUUUUCCUGUAAACUGUAUUUUAAAAUGAAGUGUAACUUUUUGUCUUUUUA